UUUGGAGUUUCUCCUGUUACUCUUGCGGGUGUGACUGGAGCGCUCAUGACUCGGAUACACCCUCAAACUCAGCAUCCCUUCCAACAACCACAUAACUAUUUUACAUUUUUCCUCCCUACUUUUUUAGAACUUCUUCUUCCAUUUCUUAUUUUUAGCAAAGUGCGUCCUUUUUAUGCAGCACUAAAGUUACCUGCGCUGAAGGAGGUCUAGCUUAAAGAGCUGCGGAUGGAGCUUUGAAAUCUUAUUAUUGUUAUUAUUAUUCUUUUUAAUAACCUAUCAACACGCUAAGGAAACCGGGAAAGCCCACGGAUUCAAGGUGCCUUGGCGCAUAACGGGAGGUUUCGGGCAAAUGCCACUGCGAUGCUGUGGAUGUGACUUCAAACAGCAGCUUCACAACGGUAUAGUCCUGUAAACCACAAUGAAAGACGACUUUGCUGAUGAGGAGGAGGUGCAGUCCUUUGGUUAUAAAAGGUUUGGAAUUCAGGAGGGUACAGAGUGCACCAAGUGCAAAAAUGACUGGGCAUUAAGGGCAGCCAUCGCACUCCUCUAUGUGCUCUGUGCCCUGCUCACUAUAGCGGUGGCUGUCCUCGGAUACAAAGUGGUUGAGAAAAUGGACAACAUGACAGAGGGCAUGCAGAAUUAUGGAGGCAAGAUCAUUGCUGUGGAGACAGACUUAAAGAAACUAGAUGAUCAGGCUGGAGUGAUGUCAGUUAAUGCCACUAGUGAGAUAAAGACUUUCAAGUCAGAUCUGGAAGCGUUACAGAAUCAACUACAGCGCAUUGCAAACAGGGCAACAAGUAACAGCGACAGGCUGGAUGAACUUAGGAUAACAGGAGGUGAUACGGAAAGUGGACAUGUCUCACUGCAGAGUUUUAUGGAAAACAAUGAUGCUUCACUGCGUGGCAUCAAGCAGACCUUGACCUCUUACAGUGGAAUGAUUGACAGCCUUGAGGCGGACACUGCACGGCUCCAGUCUGAGAUACAGAGCCAGGUCAAAGUAGAGAGCCAGACUCAGGUUGAUGUCAGUGCGCUGAACAUCACGCAGGCCCAGCAGCGCAAUCUCCUCAGCACACUACAGAAGACAAUUGAAAAUGCAGGACAGGAAGUUCAGAAACUGAAAAAUGACUAUCAGAUUCUGCAGCAAACAGCCAGACAAACACGGGCUGACACAGAGUGGCUGAAGGAAAAAGUUCAGAACCUUCAGGUUUUGGCAGCCAACAACUCCGCCUUGGCCAGAAACAAUGAAGAAGCUCUAAAUGACUUGGGAGCUCAGCUCAGCACUUUAGCCAGCCAAAUCCAGAAUACCUCAGCUCUCACAGAGGGACAUGACCAGAGCUUGCAUGAGAUGAUGGACCACCAGAGAGACCAUGAUAAUGCCACCUCGCUUAAGUUUGACAAAAUGGAAGCACGAUUAGACAGACACGAGAAUGACAUGAACCGCGUGACUGGAAACAUUAGCUUUGCCGCACAGAUUCUUGGUGUCAUCAGUUCCGAGCUGAAUGGCCUGAGGUCCUGUGCUGAGACAGUAAUGCAGCACUCUGACCUGUUAGUGGGACUGAAUGGAAGUGUGACACAGGCCAACGCAGACAACAGAGAGCUGCGCGCCCAGCAGGAUGAACUAACAGCCCGGUUGGACAGAGAAGUCAACAACUUGUCCAUGGUGAUGGAGGAGAUGAAGCUAGUGGACAGCAAGCACACACAGCUUAUCACCAACUUUACCAUCCUACAAGGCCCACCAGGUCCAAGAGGGCCCAGAGGUGAUAGGGGUCCUCAGGGGCCAAUGGGCCAAACGGGACAAAAGGGUGAUAAAGGAGACAAAGGAAUGCCAGGAUUGGUCGGACCUAAAGGAGAACAAGGUGCAGCCGGACCACCAGGCGCAGCAGGUCCAAAAGGUUCAGUUGGGGCUCGAGGUCUUGUAGGACCUAAAGGAUCAAGAGGGCCUAGUGGUCGACCUGGAAACCCUGGUGAGAAAGGUGACCCUGGGGUUCCAGGGCCUCCUGGGACGGAUGGACCUUCCGGAAUGCCAGGACCGCCCGGGCCACAAGGGCCCAGAGGAGCAGCUGGACCUUCAGGUAUGGAAGGACCCCGUGGGCCUAUUGGACCCAUGGGCCCUCCAGGUCCUCCCGGUCUCCCAGGACUUCCUGGAACUCCCAUAUUUGUAAAGCCACCUCAGCCCACUCAGCCCCGUCCAGUCACUCAACCUCCCAAACCAUCUCAACCUUCUAAACAAGUACAGGAACCACAGGGCUCUGUGUUGGUCCAGCCUCCUGUUGCCACAAGUCCAAAGCCUGGUUGUCCACGUGAAUUCAGAAACUUUGGAGACAGCUGCUAUUACUUUUCUUCUGGUUCACAGAGGCUCAACUUUGAUGACGCCAACCAGUUUUGUACUAAUCGUUCAGCUCAUAUGCUCAUUAUCAAUAACAGUGAAGAACAGCAAUUUGUAAAAAAAGCCAUCACAGGAAAAGGAUAUUUCUGGCUUGGACUGAGUGACAGAGAGGAGGAAAAUGUCUGGAAGUGGGUAGAUGGAACCAUACCAGUUUUCACGAAGUGGAAGCCUGGCCAACCUGAUAACUGGAAGCAUGGUCACGAAGACGGCGAGGACUGUGCUGGCCUUAUCCAUGAGGCCAACUGGAAUGACUUUUACUGCACUGACCGCAUUGGUUUCAUCUGUGAACAUGCCUUUGACAUGAAAGUUCCAGUUUUAUAGCAUCCAUCUAAGAAGUAGUGAUCAGUCUCCUUUCAGGAGAAAGGUGAAGAGGUUGAAGAGGUCACUAUAACGAGGGCCAUGCGGAGGAGCGCUACGUGACUAGAAGACUCUGAUAAAGCCAGCCCAGUGGAGCAUCACUGACACUUAGACUUUUAUUUGUCUUUAAAGGCACUUUACAACAUAAUACCGUGCAAAAGGCAGAGCAAACACAGAGCCAUUCCACUGUUGUAUUAAUUUAGAUUUUGUACUGAAAAAAUAUGAGCAUCUUCAUUUAUUUAGGCUGAUGCAGCCACAGUUGUACAUGUGUAUCUGUAAAUAAUAUUUUACAAAUGACAAUUAGUUGGUUGGAACUGAAUUUGAUAUUGUUUGAUUUGUUCAGUUACUCAGUCUUUACACAUUUAAACUGUCAGAGUAUACUUCAAAUCUUUGUAUCCGAUAAAAUACUCCACAGAAUCAUAGAAUUAUCAUUUGUUUACAAGCAAGUUCCCACAACCAUGGUGAGCAACCACUUGUCAUCAUUGCCCAAUAAAUACCUGUAACCUAACAAAAAGAAAGAAAAGUAGAGUAAAUUUUUUCAGUGCUUUUUUGGAGGUUGGGGGAGAAUUGAUUGCUGAUGUGAGCAGUGUUGCUGCCUUACAAAGGACUGUAUUUCUUGGACUUUGACCUGCCAGUAUUAUCUUAAUCUGAUAUAUACAUGAUCCAUAUGCACAUGGUUUGUAAUGUAUCCAUUAUCAGAUGAUUUCUUCAUUAUGCCAAAUGCAAUAUGCGAAACAUUAUAAUUUGUAUAAUCAAUUUUUUUUGUUGAUCUUAUGGACUGAAUAGCAAUGUUUAAUCCAGUUUAAGGUUCAUCUGUGAGUUCAUUCAAUCACCACAUUCCGAUGGAUCGGGUCAGAAUGCUUAACACAAUAAAAUUGGGAAAAAA
Molecule: messenger RNA, 3629 nt
Organism: Maylandia zebra (zebra mbuna)
Lineage: Eukaryota; Metazoa; Chordata; Actinopteri; Cichliformes; Cichlidae
Gene: colec12
Product: collectin sub-family member 12
Source: RefSeq, a predicted model, not a curated record